Molecule: messenger RNA, 3165 nt
Organism: Micropterus salmoides (largemouth bass)
Lineage: Eukaryota; Metazoa; Chordata; Actinopteri; Centrarchiformes; Centrarchidae
Product: major histocompatibility complex class I-related gene protein-like
Exons: 7
Coding region: 105-1202 (365 amino acids)
Biological process (GO): immune response
Cellular component (GO): external side of plasma membrane
Source: RefSeq, a predicted model, not a curated record
AUCACAAUCAUAAAUAUCCCACUCUCAUUUCGUUCCGCGGAGAAAAAGGACAUAAGACAGCCGAAACAGCUCGGUCCUGUACCCACACUCUUUAUCAAAACAAGAUGAAAACGUUAUUUUUUUUGCUUCUCUUCUGUCACGGUUCAUCAGCAGUGAAACACUCCCUGAAGAUGUUCAUUACGGGAUCCUUUGUCUCUGGAGUCUCAGACCUAACGGUAGACGUUUUUGGCACAGGAGAGGUUGAUGGCGUUCUGGUGGGUUACUGCGACAGCAACAGAAGGAUAGCAGAACCAAGACAGGACUGGGUGAAUGAAAUAAUUAAAAACGAUCCUCAGCACUGGCAGCCGUACAUUCAGCAGUGUUUUGAGAGUCAGCCAAACAUCAUAAAAGGCUUAAUUCCUGCUUUGAAGGAUCUCUUCAACCUAACUGAUGGUGUCCACAUUAUACAGCAGAUGGUUGGCUGUGAGUGGGACGAAGAAACUGGAGAGGUUAAUGGUUUAUUGAAGUUUGGUUUUGAUGGAGAAGACUUCAUGUCAUUAGACCUGACGACAUCAACGUGGACUUCUGCAAAUCCACAGGCUGAAAAGGCCAUACUCUUAUGGAAUAUCAAUGAAAACAGAGCAGUAGAGGAAAGUUACUUCCUCACUAAGGUGUUCCCUGAGUGGCUGAAGAAGUACGUGACCUAUGGCAACAGCUCUCUGCAGAGAAGAGACCUUCCCUCAGUGUCUCUCCUCCAGAAGACUCCCUCCUCUCCAGUCAGCUGCCACGCUACAGGUUUCUACCCUGACAGAGCCACGAUGUUCUGGAGGAAAGAUGGAGAGGAGCUUCAUGAGGACGUGGACCACGGAGAGAUCCUCCCCAACAACGAUGGAUCCUUCCAGAUGAGUGUUGACCUGAAUCCUCCAACUGGAGACUGGGAGAAGUACAAAUGUGUGUUUCAGCUUGCUGGUGUGAAGAACGACAUCGUCACCAAACUGGACAAAGCAAAGAUCAGAACCAACUGGAAGAAGGCCAGUAACGUGACUGUCCCCAUCAUUUCUGCAGUGGCUGUUCUUGCUCUCAUUCUCAUCGCUGCUGCUGGAUUCAGGGCUUACAAAAAGAAGAAAGGUCACUGCCCUCCAUCUUCUCCUGAAAACGGCUCUGAACUCUCUGAGCAUCUGAAUUCAACUGCCUGUAAUAUGCCCAGUGGCCACACCUCCUAACUUUCAGAUCUUAUCAUGACUACUUGGUAACCAUUAGGGUGCCACUCAAAAAUAAAGUUUUUAAUUUUCAUCUUUCCAUCCCCUGAAUGUGUUAAUAACGUGGCAAGAACUAAGUUGGCAAAAUUUGGAUGUAUUCUAAUAAUAUUUACUGGUAGCUCAACACUGUCAAUGUUUUACAAUAAUAAUAUUAACUUUAAUAUCACAAGUUAGAAUAAUGCAAAAAACAUUAAAAAAAAAGACCAUCAGCUGUUAAUAGUUCAGAAGUGAAUAAUAAACAGUUAAGUAUCCAUAAGUCCUCAGAGAAUGACAGCAUUAGCAACAGCUACAUGAGCGGUCGUCCACUAAACGGAAGGUUGGGAACUCCUGGUGGCUGUGCCAUCGGUGUGUGAAAGAGUUCAUUUCUGUUUCGGAUGAGCACUUGGGUCUCUGCUUAUAGGUGGGUGAAUGUGAUGUAUUGUAAAGCACUUUGAGUGGUCAAAAAGACUAAAAAGGUACUAAACAAAUACAGUCCAAAUAUGAGAAUAAUUAAGUAUAACAUGACACACAGAUGCUGCAUGGUGCAGUGGUUAGCACUGUCGCCUCACAGCAAGAAGAUGCGUGGAUCGACGCCCAGGCCUUUCUUUGUGAAGUUUGCAUGUUCUCCCAUGUCUAUGUGGGUUCUCUUCAUGUUCUUCUGCUUCCUCUCAUAGUCCAUAGACAUGCAUAGGUUAACUGGUGACUCUUAAGUGGCCUUAGGUGUGAAUUUGUGUGUGAAUUGUUUGUCUCUAUGAGUUAGCUCUCUGAUGAACUAGCGACCUGUCCAGGGUUAGCCCAAUAACAGCUGGGACUGGCUCCAGCCCCCUCGCGACCCUGCACAGAGUUAACUAUACUAUGACUAUGCUGUAGUACUAACCCAAAAAUAUUAUUCUGAUUACAUGCCAUUUAAACCAAAUAAUAACACAAAUCAGAAAAAUAAAAUGAAAAAAGAACAGUUAAAUGAUAAUAAUACUUACUCAAGGAUUAAUUUACUUUGGUAGAGAAAUUUUGAAUUAAAUAACAGUUCGUCGCAAUAAAAGUACAAAAAACAUUGAGCCCAUUGAGCUACCAGUAAAUAUUAAUAUAUCUAAAUGAAACUUUCCACAGUUACUAUGCACCAUAAAAGGAACAGAAUAAGGUGGUGGGACAUGGAAAAUGUUUUUAAAACAAUUUGGCCAUUACAUUGAGUGGCACCUUAGUAACCAUGGUAAUUAAUGUUAGGAUAUGAUUUUGGAAAAAAGCCAUUACAGAUUAACAGUUACUCAGUCAAUGUUCUUAUCCUAACUCCUAUCUUAUUUUAGGUUAGGAAAACUACGCCAACAUUGCUAAUCAGAUUUAUUGUCACCUAGCAACCAACACUACUUCUACUUUUCUCAUCUUGCCAAACUCAGCACCUUGGUAACCAUUGUUCCUUAUUAAAACACACUGAAACAUACAUUGAAUAUAGAGCAAAGACAGAUGAGUUAGAGUUCUUCUCUGUUGAGAAAUCUAAAUUUACAUCAGCGCUAACUCUCAGAAAAGCAUCUCUUGUAUCCAAAGAGCAGAAGAAGUGGUGGUGAUCUCCUGAUAUCUUAGACUCGCAUUAAGAUAUGUUACAUGCAGCCUUUAUAUUAUGUUAUAUAAUGAUACAUUAUCUAGCAUUUAAUCACCUACAGCCUUUCCACUAACAAGUGUUUUGAAGAAGUUCCACCUGUUGACAUUUUUUGGAUUUUGUAAAAGUAAUAACAAAACAGCCAUAUGGAUUAAAGAAGUUACCAAACACUAUCUGGUGCUAAAAGUAAAAGUUAGGACAUAUUAAUAGUAUAGAAUUAGGAGAGUUUUGUAAGCUUUGGGGAGGUUAUGAUGCUUGUGUAAUAGGCCUACACUUCAUAUCUUAAGUUAGAAUUUGCUUCUGUAAUACCAAAGUCCUUUCGUACAGUGUGCCUAUUAAAGGGUAAUAUGCUAAAUA